CACAGUAUUUAGCUAAUCCCUCUGAUGCAAACGGGAGGAACGUCGUUAGCCUCUCUUUUAGAGUUCUAUUCACACAAAGUUUACGCACUUUUAUGUACGUAGGUAAAAUGUAAAACCUAGGACGUUACUCCACUAAUCACACUCGGGGCCCGAUGGAGUCGCUGCAAUCAGCUGUGCAUCAUAUCUUGUUAUGAUAAACAAGUAAUGAACGGCAAAACCACAUAAUUAAACAAUGGAAGGAAUGCUGCAUAAGUGGACCAAUUACAUAAGUGGUUGGCAACCUCGUUGGUUUGUGCUUGAUGGAGGAACGUUGUCUUACUAUGACUCUCAAGAAGAUGCCUGGAAAGGUUGCAAGGGCAGCAUUAAGAUUUCAGUAUGUGAAAUCCAAGUUCAUUCCUCUGACUCUACACGAGUUGACCUGACCAUACCAGGAGAGCAGUACUUUUACCUCAGAGCCAUCAAUGCAGCAGAGAGGCAGAAAUGGCUGGUGGCACUGGGAACAUCCAAAGCUUGCCUUACAGACAACCGAACAAAAAGAGAAAAAGAGCUCCACGAGAACACAGAGGCACUGAAAACUAAGAUGUCAGAACUCAGAUUGUACUGUGACCUUCUUCUACAACAAGUAAACAAGAUCAAGGAGAAUGAUGAGCUAGCAGACACAGCGGAGACAGGAAUAGACACUGGAAACAUGGUAAAGUCUACAUGCACCACCUUUCUUAAGACUCUGGAGGAAUGCAUGCAGAUAGCAAACCGUUCUUUUAGUACGGAUAUGGCAACACAGAGUCCACCAGGGUCUCCUCCAGUAGCAGCCAUCAAAUCUCAGAAGAUUAAACCUGUCAAUCAUUUAAACCACAACCUUGGAGAAAAAUGGAGAGAUUUGUCUGAAUCCUCAGGAGAAGCAAUUGCACAUGACAACCAGAGCCUUGACUCUGGAGUAGAAGGGCCAGAUGAGCCAGAUAGGCCAGAACAACAUCCUUCCCCAUCAGACAUUGAUGCCGCCAACAGCAUUAGCUCAGUCCCCGAGGGGGGAGUCGAUCCUCAGUUACACACUACCCAGAAUACCUCUGAGAUUGAACCCUACGACCAACCAGCAGAGGUGGACGAGGAAAACGAAGCUGACGAUCAAAAGGAGACAAAACAAGAGCAGAAGCACAGAGUGGACCAAAAUCAAGGAGAGCAGGACCACAACAACGAGGAAGCGAACGUUGUCCAGCCUUGGCACCAACAGGAAGCUGUCCCAGACCAAGAAGAGGCUCAACAGGAGGGCCAGACGUCCAGAGAUUCAACAGAGCCGGAAGACACAGAGCAGGUGGAAACUUUCUUCAGCACAAUGAGUCACAGAUUUAGUGAUAUAAGACUGGACGACGACAAUGGUAUCCCUACACAAGAGUUUUUGGACUCAUGCUAUGCAAUAGUACCAGUAUUAGACAAGCUGGGAUCCACUGUGUUUGCACCAGUUAAAAUGGAUUUUGUUGGAAAUAUCAAGAAAAUUCACCAGAAGCUGAUGUCAGAGCCUGACAGCUUCCCCACACUACAGUCCAUCGUGCUGCAUGAAGUCCAGACAGAGAAUUCCCGUGUGCGUAACUCGGCCACCGAGGCUCUGCUGUGGCUCAGACGGGGCCUGACGUUCCUCAAAGAGUUUCUGUCGGAGGUCAACGCAGGAGAGCAAGACAUCCACGGAGCGCUAAAUAAUGCCUAUGGAAAGACCCUUCGGCAGUACCAUGGAUGGGUUGUGCGAGGCGUUUUUGCUUUGGCGCUGAGAGCUGCUCCGUCUUAUCAAAGUUUCGCCGCUGCCUUAGUGUCGAGAGCGGGCGACGAGCUGAAGGGCGGCUUUACCAGCGGCGUGCACAGGGACCUGGGAUUGUACCUGCCUGCCAUGGAGAAGCAGCUGGCCAUCCUAGAUGCGCUGUAUGAAGAAUACAACCUGGAGUCUGAUGAAGUCGUGUGAAACUUGGAACAGAGAGAGAAAGGACAGAACCUGACCGCACAGGCAGAGUAGUGGCUGAGCGCUGAAGGAGGGUGCCAGAUGCAUCAAGUGCAUCUUGGUGUACAAAAUAAUUGAGCGUGUCCCUGUGUCAGUGUGAGGUGUUUUCAGUGGUUGUUAAACUCUAGGACAGUGGACGGUCGAGGUUUGAAGAAGGUAUUAAUGUCUGUAUUUAGGAGCAAGCAUUAACAAUUAAGACAUUGUUUGACAAAUUGUAGUUUCUAGGUCUUGUUUAAAAGACCAUUGACAGCGUAGGGUUUUUUAGCCCUAUUAUGCAGACUCCAGCCAUGGUGACAUUUGUUUCUGGUGCACACUGAACCACAACUUAUUUGGCUCUAGUGACUUCCCUGGAUAAUCAUUUGUGAUUUCCCCCAAAGUAAUUUGUAAUCAAGAUUGUCCUGUUUCCUCGGAUUCACAAAACAGGGUCAUACUUACAACUAACACAAAGCAUUAUUUGGACAAAAACUAUGUCAGAUUGUUCCGAUGCCCAAUAUGUAUGUGAUGGAGUUGCAUACUGGGCUAACUUUAAGCAUUUUGGGUAAAAAACAAAAGGUUAUUUCACUGACUGUUGAUUUUAGGAAAUUAUGUCAGAUUUAUAUUCACCUUUCCCUGCAAAUGUAAUAUAAAUUCUGCAGUUUGACAAUUUUUUUGUUUUACAUCGCAAACAUGUUAGGAACAAUUGCUCUAGAGACAUUCCAUGGGACCAAAAAGGAGCUAUCAUAUGAAUGGCUUUAGCCUCUGCUGCCUACAGUACCACAACACACAACAAUUAAAUAAUACAGUGUAGCUGUUUAAGUACCGACAACUGCUGAUGACUUUAGUGGACAUCCUCUGCACAAACCAAUGCAUAGAAUGCAUUUUCACAAUGUAUAUUUAUUAAGUCUUAAGUUAUAAUAUAAGUUCACAACAUCAUGGGGAUCAGUUCAGUCCAGCUUUUGCAUGGACAUUUGUAUACAUAGAGCAUGUUUAUUGAUUGCAUGGUUUUAUGUAAUAAGUAACAUAGGUGCUAAUGGAAACUGAAUCGGCCAAGGACUUGAAUUAACCAAGUUAAUAAAUAAUCCUGAAGGGGAUAGAUGGAACGUUAAAAUACAUUGCUUCUCAUUUAUCUCUGUACUGAUAAUGAACAGUGACAUCCAGCUACUCUACAGAUUUCAUUAUCUCGCCCACGCACUGAUACAAAAACAUGAGUGUUGUUGCCAGCCAUAGUUAAUAUUGUAUGUCAACUCAACAAUGACAAAAUGAGUGGUAGGACUCCACCUCCCAUCAGAACAAAGCAGGAACAUUAACAUAGGGCUUUUCUUUUUUUUUUUACCAAGACUGACAUACCGCAUAGUAUUUUUAACUUAUUCUCACUUUUCUUUUGUGUUUACAGGAAGGCAUACAGUAAUAAUUCUUAGAGUAAGUCAUUUGCAGCAGGUUUACAUCACUGCAAUGUCCUGUUUUAUUGUCCAGUGUUGAUCCUGACAAUAUCCCAUUGUAAUAUUGCAAACAUUUGAUUUGUUUUUUUCUAUGACUGUAUAUAAGAUGCUAUUUGAUUUUUUCAUAAUAAAUAAUGAAGUUGU
Sander lucioperca (pikeperch) is the source of this 3546-nucleotide messenger RNA. It is a transcript of the gene plekha8, whose product is annotated as pleckstrin homology domain containing, family A (phosphoinositide binding specific) member 8. The coding region runs from base 233 to 1948 and encodes 571 amino acids. Gene Ontology annotation, molecular function: ceramide 1-phosphate transfer activity; ceramide 1-phosphate binding. Gene Ontology annotation, cellular component: cytosol; cytoplasm; membrane. The record is from RefSeq and is a predicted model, not a curated record. The transcript is spliced from 13 exons. NCBI's taxonomy places the organism in Eukaryota, Metazoa, Chordata, Actinopteri, Perciformes, Percidae. Gene Ontology annotation, biological process: intermembrane lipid transfer; ceramide transport.